AUGGAGGAAUCAGAAGAGCAAAAGAUUUCUCGCGCCCUUAAUGACUUAGCUGACUGUGAGCUGGAUCUGGAAAAAGCUGAGAAUGAUGUUCAAAUAUAUCGCUUAAAGCAGUUGCAAAGUAUUUAUGAAAAAAGAGAUGAAACUAUUAAAAUGUUACCAAAAUUUUGGUCAAUUGUAUUGUCUCAAAAUGAUGAUUUUGCCAAUUAUAUUAGAGCGUCGGAUUUCAAAUUCGUUGAUGCAAUUGAAGGCCUGAUCGUGGAUUGGGAAACGCCAAAUGAUUAUAGUAUUACAAUAGAGUUCCACGAAAUUGAAAACGUGCUCAACCCACAAACAAUUAAAAAGCAUUUUAAAUUUAGAGAUGAUGAACUUUUAAGUGAACCAGUUGCGGUGGAUCGGCCUGUAUUAAUAAAUAACAGCGGUGGAAUUAAAUCAAUCUUCGAUUGGUUUGCGUGGACAGGAACCCAAGGGAAGAGAGAAUUUGCCAAUGGGGCUGAUUUUGCCAAUCUGAUAAGUGAAGACAUCUAUCCAUAUUGUGUUAAGUAUUAUACCGAGGCACAAAGAGACGUUCUGGAUGAGGAGAGUUGCAGCGAUAGUAGUGAGGGUGGGCUUAUAACUACAACUGAUGACCUGUGA
Zygotorulaspora mrakii is the source of this 633-nucleotide messenger RNA. RefSeq names its product Vps75p (gene VPS75). NCBI's taxonomy places the organism in Eukaryota, Fungi, Ascomycota, Saccharomycetes, Saccharomycetales, Saccharomycetaceae. The transcript has 2 exons. Gene Ontology annotation, biological process: nucleosome assembly. The coding region runs from base 1 to 633 and encodes 210 amino acids. The record is from RefSeq and is a predicted model, not a curated record. Gene Ontology annotation, molecular function: histone binding; chromatin binding. Gene Ontology annotation, cellular component: chromatin; nucleus.